AUGACAAACGUUACAGAUAGCGACGAUUCCAACUUAUCAUCUUUAACUAACUCUCCUUCAGAUGGACAAUCUACUAACAAGACAUUAGAUCAAGAUCCAUCCUAUGAAGACCAUCUCAGCCGAAAAUACAACAAUCCGAUGACAACAGUUGUUAUUCCUUCCGCCACCAUAUACUCGACAAAAAAACCUGGAUGGGGUGAAGCAAGAUAUUACCAAACAGGAAAUCAACAAUCUCUUAGUAGUGUUUCUCAGGAAAAUCAGCAACCUCCUAAUACAAAAAACAUCAAUACACCAAUUCAACAAGCUCCUUCUCCGCCACUUGCUCAUGAUAGUAAUACCCCUCGGGCAAAUUCCGCUCAAUCAACUCCUCGCAAUGAGAUGGAUAGCUACAACGAUCACAAACGAGGUAACGGUGAUGAUUCUGAGCGUGAAAAGCCUAUGUCCAAUAAACAACAAAGAAAAAAGAGACAACAACAACAGUUGCAACAAUUGAAUCAAAAUCGAGAAUCAACAUCAUCAACAACAUUUAUGGAACAAAGGGACAAGGGAUUCGCAAAUAAUCCGCUACAAGCUUCUUUACCAAAAAUAAAUGAUCCUUCUCCACAAAACGAGCUCAACACUAAAAGAAGCUUUGCUGGAAAAAUAGAGGAAAAUCCCUCUCCACAAACCGAGAUCAACACUACAAACUUUCUUGAAAAACCUUUUCCGCAAAACAAUAUCAGUAACGAUAAAAAGAAAUCAGGAAUGCAACAAGUAGUGACAGAACCAUAUCACUAUGUCCCAGAGUUAACAAACAAUAAAAAAACGGAUCCAUUGUUGUUUUAUCAACAACCUAAAAAAAUUCACUCCGUUGCGUUGUUUAUCUAUUUCAACGUUGACUAUGCUGGCUACACACGCAUUCUACCAACUAAGAGAGGAUUCACUCAAUAUGGAUUCACCCGUUUAAUCAAGUCUUUCGAAUACAAAACGCGCACAAACGCCGCAAAUGCCAUAAUCGCUGCCAAAGAAUUCACACUUGAAUGCGCGAUCAAUUGUUGGCGUAAUAACAAAAACCUUACACUUUUCUGUGCUGCGCAAGAAUACGCAUAUACUGAUUGCGAGUUUGUUAAAAGCAUUCGCGAGGUCUGUGAUAAUGAGACUCUUGACGUGAUUGUCAUACGCCCAAAUCUGCCCCCUUAUUCCAUAUAUUAUAUGUGUGAACCACUUGAUCGCGCUGGAGCAACGUCUGUAGUUUAUAGCAGGGAUGAACUCGUGGCUAAUUCAAUUCUGCACAUUUUGGAAGCUUCUACGAAAAAGCUUGCAAGUGACAUGCACAAGGUGGAUUUUUAUAAUAAGGAUGAACCUUAUUAUGAGUUUACCAAUUUUUAUCGAGCUAAAGUAACAAUUGACACUCACACUUGGCCUACCACUGAGCACUAUUUCCAAGCGCAGAAGUUUGAAAGCCAAUAUAUACAAAAAAGAAUUCGCGACGCUAAUACAGCCCGUGAUGCAUUUUCGAUCGCGCGUUCCAGGGACUAUGAUAAAAGAGCAAACUGGGAAUCGCGUGUUCCUCCACGUGGGUUCAUCUUCAAAGAAGAAGUGAUGGAACGUGCACAAUUGUGUAAAUACUCUCAAAAUCCAUCACUGAAAUAUAAACUGCUAUCAACCGCCACUGCUGAUUUAUACGAACACACCUCGAACGAUACUUACUGGGGAGACGGUGGCAACGAUCGAAAAGGACUGAAUCGCUUGGGCUAUACUCUGGCAAAAGUCAGGUCACAAUUAAUGUGUGAAGAAAUUCAUGCGCUCGCUUGCAAGUAUCAAUGCCCGAUGCAGAAAAUGUGGAUUGUGCCGGAAUUGUGCAAAAUGGACAGUGUGGAUAAUGACGAUGAUCUCUAUAUCGAUAUGAUAAAUAAUGAAGAUCCUCAGUUUCGGUCUAAACAAUAA
Ambispora gerdemannii is the source of this 1926-nucleotide messenger RNA. NCBI's taxonomy places the organism in Eukaryota, Fungi, Glomeromycota, Glomeromycetes, Archaeosporales, Ambisporaceae. The record is from the annotation of a GenBank genome assembly.